ACUCAAUAAAUUGAUAAAGGAGUGUAACACAUAGGAUGAAAAUAACAAAAUAAACGGAAUACCAGUGUUAUCAUGACUUCGGUAUACUUGGUCAUAUUGACACUUUUUUUGUAUAUUGGAUGUCAGACUGCUGCUGAAGAGAUAAAUUGCUACAAUAGAUAUACCAAAGGAUCGAAUUAUUUAAGAAACAUAAGCAAAACAAAUGGAAUUCCAUGUUUGAAAUGGAACAUGGUAUAUUCGCCUAUUGUAAAAUACCACGAAGACCAUAACUACUGUCGUAAUCCACUACCUAGUCAAGUUGACAGGCCGUUUUGUUAUACCAGAGCUUCAGAUUUUCAAUUUGAAAAGUGUGAUAUUCCAAUCUGUGACUGCAGAAAUUCAACAACUGACCAUAAUUACAGUGGAAAAAAAAACAUAACCAGGACAGGAAACACAUGCAUUCAUUGGAUGAGUGCUUCUGCACACAUCACACAAGAAGAAAAUUACUGUAGGACACCUGCAGGAGAUACUUACAAUGUUGAUGGUCCUUGGUGUUAUAUUGAUAAGUCUGGCAGCCGGGAAACGUGUAAUGUACCUGUGUGUGACGGUGCACAAUGUUCUGACCUAUCUGUGAGGCCUAAUGUGAUUUCAAAAGAAGAAAGGAUUACAUUCCAAUACGGCGAAAAGGCUGCUCUUACAUGUAAAGCUGGAUAUAAAUUGAAAAACCCGACGACUCUGACGUGUCUGCAAUCAGGGAAUUGGAAUGACAGGUUACCUCAUUGUGAAGAGGUGACCUGCUACAACAAGUACAACCAUGGUCAAAACUAUGUAGGUAAUGUCAGUAAAACAUUUUCAGGAGAACCAUGUUUGAACUGGAAGGUAGUUAAUUCUCCGUAUGCAAACUAUCACGAAAACCAUACAUACUGUCGUAAUCCACUACCAAGUCAUAUUGAUAGACCAUUUUGUUAUACAGCAGCGGGAUUUAAAUUUAGCAAGUGCAUCAUCCCAGUCUGUGGUACAGUAUAA
This is a messenger RNA of Mytilus californianus (California mussel), 1005 nucleotides long. Its product is annotated as plasminogen-like. NCBI's taxonomy places the organism in Eukaryota, Metazoa, Mollusca, Bivalvia, Mytilida, Mytilidae. The record is from RefSeq and is a predicted model, not a curated record. The transcript has 5 exons. Bases 73 to 1005 code for a protein of 310 amino acids. Gene Ontology annotation, molecular function: signaling receptor binding; endopeptidase activity.